AUGAACACACACACCUUAACUAGAAACCUCUAUACAGUCACAGACCGAAAUAAAUAUAAAGCCCCCACUGUUACCGAGGAGAGGGGAGGAAGACAGGAGACUGUGAAGACAUCCAUAACUACUAUUCUCAGAUUUGAAGCUAGUCCAUUGGAUACACAUGCGACCCUAACACAAGGAGAGUUCCCUCACUGUGGGGAAAAAGGAAGAGGGGAUUACAGCGUUAAAAAAAAAAAAAAGGUAACUCCAAAUUCCGAUGUAUACGGACCUUCAAUCCUGAUGACCUGGAUUAUUUAUGCUGCUGUGACCAGCAUAAAUAUUAAGAGUAACCACUAG
Molecule: messenger RNA, 333 nt
Organism: Rangifer tarandus platyrhynchus (Svalbard reindeer)
Lineage: Eukaryota; Metazoa; Chordata; Mammalia; Artiodactyla; Cervidae
Source: the annotation of a GenBank genome assembly